Messenger RNA from Cornus florida, 2193 nucleotides. RefSeq lists its product as uncharacterized. Gene Ontology annotation, molecular function: protein binding. The record is from RefSeq and is a predicted model, not a curated record. The transcript has 7 exons. NCBI's taxonomy places the organism in Eukaryota, Viridiplantae, Streptophyta, Magnoliopsida, Cornales, Cornaceae. Bases 519 to 1859 code for a protein of 446 amino acids. Gene Ontology annotation, biological process: positive regulation of protein catabolic process; protein ubiquitination.
GCUUAAAAUUUUGACCUUUAGCCUGAUGGAGCAUGGCACAAUUGGAAAAUUCUAAUAUUUAUGAGUGUCUUUUAUAUAUCCAUUCCCUUCGAGCUUUUAUGAUUCUUUCUGGUAAAAAAGAAGAAGAAGCUUUUACCUUUUACAGGUGCCUCAGUGUUGUGGGAUUUGUUAAUAUGAAGACAGAGAUGGAUGAGGUUUGCUUUCCAACUUCAGUUACUUCAGUGAUUGUAGUCGUGUUAAAAUUGUUUCCUUUUGUCUUUUAUUUUUUGUAUAUAUUUCUUAUUCCAACCUUACAUUCAAGCGGAAUUUACUAAUAUUUUGACUCUGAUUACGAGUAUUUCCACUUUAAUAGCUUACCUUCUUCUCUAAUUGGUUGUUUUCUUUUUCAAUAUAUAUUAACUACGUGUUUAAUUCUUAGGAAUUAUAUGGUCUCUUGUGUUGUUUCAUCAGGCUUAAUGCUGACUUUGUUCUAACGAUGACAGGAUUGGAGUUGCAUCAUUAAGGGUGAAAAUAAAAUAAUGAAUCGCAUAUAUGAAAAUAAAAUUAAGAAGAUAUAUGAAAAUAAAAUUAAGAAUAGCAUUGUUCGAGAUGAUGAGGAUGAAUUCAUUGCCCUUUUGGAGAAGUCAUUGGUCAUAAAUUCUGGGGGCAUGGUUAAACUGAAGUUCGGUGAAUCUGAAGUGUGCCCUUACGAACUUUUGGCAUUUAUCUGCCAUCAUCGUGCAGUAAAUUGUGGCACAGCACUGGUUAAAGGGAAGACGGAUCUUAAAUUGGAUCUUAACAUUCCGAUCAUCCAGGGAGCUUUCCCGCUGCAUGUAGCAGCUUCUUCAUUAUCUUUUCACUUAAUUGAGUUAUUCCUCCUCCAUGGAGCACGACCCGAUGUCCAAUGUGAUGCAAAUGACUUGGAGCACAAUGGGUUGCUCCCUCUCCAUAUGGCACUCGGAAGAGUAAGAUAUCUCGUUCGGUGGACUCCUAGAGAAUCCGUUUUCAAGUUGAUCAUCAUACUCUGCCUUCCAAAAAUGAAAGAAGCAUUGGAGACUAAUAGGUUGCUUGCACAUAAUACAGAAGAGAUCAAGGAGGUAAUUCGCUAUUUUGCGAAGGAUGGCAAACUCAUUGAGCUGGCUGUUCUUCUAAUGGUAGCUAGGGAAAAGGUUAUGGAUUCAAUUACAUUUGAGAGCGUCAAACUUUUCACUUCAACUGGAUGCAUGACGUUACAUCAAUGCAUCCAACUUGAACUUGCGGCACUGAUUAAUUCUGAGUACAGAUUAAUGUACAAAAAGGAAGACAAAAAGUUGGCCCAAAUAUGUAAGAAUUUGAAGGAGGCAAUGAUAUCUAUGCUACAGUUACUUGAGAUUUUUGAGAGGGCUGGGGAUGCUAUUGAGACUUAUCUUCAGUUAGAGCGAACUAAUGUCCCAAAAGAACAGGUUGCCCAAGAGGUUGCCAGUCUACUUGCUGUAGCGGGCUUUAAAUUGAAAUCCAGAGACUCUGAUCUAAGCAAUAUAGUAGAAUGCUGCCCGGACAAGCUGGUCUUGGAACACUCGAGUGAUCCUGUCAAGGAAAGAAAAGGACAAUCAGUGUUCUCACAAUCAAAUAAAAAGCCAACACAUAGUCUGCCAAAUAAGACCUGGAGGUUGAUUCAUACUCGCUAUUCGAUUGGGUCCUCGGCUUUAUCUUCUUCUAUCCUGCCGAUGCAUGUAUCCUGGAACCGGAAAGCCAACUUCUGUUCAGGGAUUCCUAAAACUAUGGGCAGUCAAUUGAAUGAGAGAUUAAAAGGAGAAGGGCAAUAUGUGCGGAAAUUUUCUCCAGUCAAGCAAUUGGCUAAUUUUGUAUUAGUGGUAAAGAGGGGGAUAAGAUUCAUAUGACUCUCAAGCCUUUUUAUUUUAGAGUUCUUAUUCCUUACGAAGUUAUGACUUAUGAUUCGUUUACUGUUUAGACAUUUGCAAGUAAUUGGUUUUAUGUUCGAAGUUGACUUAUGAUUCAUUUACUGUUUAUAGUUCUUGAUGGAUUUUUUUCACUUCAAGUUUGAUGUGCCAUUUAGUUUUCCUUGUUUUUGGUAGUUAUGUUAGAUUUGAAUGCUCAUGUUGCUUACUGGCAAAAGUUGUUCUCUGCAUAUGAAGAGAGAAUUGGUUAAGAGUGGCCUCUUGAUGCAAUGCAAAUGGAAGAGUACUUUCUUCAAAUAGUUGAAGAUCCUUAGAA